Peniophora sp. CBMAI 1063 is the source of this 447-nucleotide messenger RNA. The record is from the annotation of a GenBank genome assembly. Lineage: Eukaryota; Fungi; Basidiomycota; Agaricomycetes; Russulales; Peniophoraceae.
AUGGCAACAUCAGAGGCUCCUGGCGACUUUCCGGUCGGCCUUUCGGGCGAUCUGAGCCCGACACCAGACCAACGCGCCCGUGAAGCACACUACCGCAACUACAUCAACCAUCUCAAUGAACGCAAACUCGACCUCUCCGAGUUUGUUGCAGACGAGAUGGUUCACAAUAACAGGCGUUUCACUCGCAAAGAGUUCGAGGCCAUGCUCGCUGAUGACAUGGAGUCCUUCCCCGAUCUCUACUUCAAUCUGCAUAUGGUACUCGUUACCGGGGAUCGCGUCGCGAGCAGAAUCUUGUUCAAAGCGACACAGGUGAAGGAAUGGAGGGGGAAGAAGCCGGACGGGAAGACGGUCGAGUUCGAAGAACUCGUCUUCUACCGCUUCGAGGGCAACAAGAUCAAAGAGGUGUGGUCGAUUGUCGGCGAGCCGAAGCCUGUAUCCGCUUCGUGA